AUGGGCACAAUCCUCCUACCAAUCGGCCCUCCAGGCUCCGGAAAAUCCACCCUCUGCAACGGACUACAACAGUUCCUAACAGCCAUCAACCGACCAUGUUCAGUGGGAAAUCUGGACCCAGCGAACGACAAUAUCCCAUAUCACGUCGCUUUCGAUGUUCGAGAGCUCGUCAAUGUUGAGGAGGUGAUGGAUCGGGAAGAACUGGGGCCGAAUGGCGGCACAUUAUGGGCUAUGGAGGAGCUGGAGGCGAACUUUGACUGGCUGGAGGAGCGAUUAGAGGAUUGCGGUUCAUUAGAAGAGACGAUUCUCCUUGAUCCACCCGGCCAAGCAGAACUGACGACACAUCACGACGCUCUUCCGCGCAUCCUACACAGACUGGAGAAACUAGGCUAUCGAAUCGUCGUCAUCCAACUUCUUGAUUCCGUCGUGCUUACUCGCCCAAGCCUCUACCUCAGCAGUCUUCUCCUCUGUCUAAGAGGAAUGCUCCAUCUCCCUUACCCAAUAAUCAACGUCCUAACCAAACUCGACAAUCUCAAAGCCGUAGGCGGCGCCGACCUCCCCUUCAACCUGGAUUUCUACACCGAAGUCCAAAAUCUCCACUACCUCCUCCCCUCGCUAGAAGCAGAGCAAGCCGCGUCCUCAACGAGCAACAACGAAAAGUGGUCCGCGCUCAACACAGCCAUCAUCGACCUCAUCUCCGAUUUCGGACUUGUGGGCUUCGAAACGCUAGCGGUGGAGGACAAGCAGUCCAUGGCGUCCUUGCUGGCGGCUAUCGAUCGCGCGAGCGGGCAUGUGUUUGCGGGCGCAAGGGCGACGGAUGAGAGCGGGCGCACGCUGGAGGAUGAGGCGAGUAUUUGGGCGCAGGCGAUGAGUGAGGGGUGGGGUGGGAAGUUGGAGGUGAGGGAUGUGCAGGAGCGGUGGAUUGAGCGGAAGGAGGAGCUGGAUGAGGCGGAGAGGAAGGGGUGGGAGGAGGAGGCGAGGUUGGCGGGGGCGUUGCCUGAGCAGAAAGCUGCUGCGAAGGUGGUGAGGAAGGAGGCGGCGCGUCAAGGAGAAGAGGAGGAUGACUUGCUUGCUGAGCAGGAGAGAUGGAGGAAUGAACGAGCGAAAGAUGGAGGCGGUGGUGGAGCGAACGUCGCCAAGAAGCCAGCUUGA
Neohortaea acidophila is the source of this 1152-nucleotide messenger RNA. RefSeq lists its product as uncharacterized. Gene Ontology annotation, molecular function: GTPase activity. The record is from RefSeq and is a predicted model, not a curated record. Gene Ontology annotation, cellular component: cytoplasm. Lineage: Eukaryota; Fungi; Ascomycota; Dothideomycetes; Mycosphaerellales; Teratosphaeriaceae. The coding region runs from base 1 to 1152 and encodes 383 amino acids. The transcript has 4 exons.